CCAACCUGCCAGCCCCGCGCACUCGCCCAGUUCUGCAGACUCGCCGCCGCGAGCAGCUGUUGAAGUACUCGAGCCGCCUUCUUCCGGGUUUGCCAUUACCGAGACUUUGCGUAAUCUAGGCACGACUGUUCGGAGCGUUAUCUCCAACUUUGGCCAAACGUCAGCGUCGGUUAGCAGUGCAAUGGAGCAGGCAGAGGCCGAGGAUAUGGAAAUGGACGCGAACGACGUUGUCAGUGCCGGACCGGCAUCACCACAUUCGCCUUCGUUUGGGUCAGUGGCUUCGCUAUCUGGUGAUGGUGGAAGGAGCGAGGGCUUCUUGUCGCCAAGAAGUGAUUUUACGUCGAGAACUCUUGCAAGUCAUUCGCCGAUAUUGGCCGCAACGCCCCGUAGGCAGCUCGAUAUUUCUCAGUUUGGCACAAGUCGGAAGGGUGGCAUUGAUUAUGAUGAUAUAACUCUUGCUGGUCAGGCCUUUUCUCCGCGUCGGCGUGGUGACGUUCAACCUUCUCAAUCAAUAGAUAUUGCUCGUUUAUUGGAAAAUGACUUGCGCCUUCGCGAUACUGGUGAUAGGCCCAGAGCUAUUCGCGAUCCAGCUGGGACAAUAUCUUAUAUAGCUGGCAGUUCUAUUAGUCUAAUCGAGGUUAAAGUGGCAUUCAAAGACUAUUUGGAGAAUUUCAAAAUGCAGAUGAGGAAAGAGAAAGAAGGACAAGAAGUCAAUGAAGAAGAUCUAGAACCUUUCUAUCCAAGAUACUUACUGCAGAUUAUGGAGUCGGAAGAUCACAGAUUCAACCUCGAUCUUCAGAACCUGCUUGCGUACCCUACUACUGUUAAAUUGUAUCAUCAUUUAAUUAAGUAUCCUCAAGAAGUAUUGACUACGCUGGAUGAUGUUGUUACCGAAGUAUAUGCAAAUCAAUUCAAUAGAAAUUUUAUUGAAUGUAAUAUUAAAGUUAGACCAUUUAACAUUGGCAAAUCGACAAACAUGAGAGAUUUGAAUCCUUCUGACGUCGACCAUCUUGUAUCAAUUAAAGGAUUGCUUAUUAGGGUAUCACCAGUAAUUCCUGAAAUGACGAUAGGUUAUUUUAAAUGUCGUGCAUGUGACAAGGUUGUCACAGUUGACGUUGAGCGUGGUCAAAUAUCUGAACCACAACGAUGCCCACGUGCAAUAUGUAAUUCGGCGAAUACUAUGGCAUUAAUACAUAACAAUUGCGAGUUCAAUGACAAACAAAUCUGCCGGCUGCAAGAGACUCCCG
Molecule: messenger RNA, 1247 nt
Organism: Paraglomus occultum
Lineage: Eukaryota; Fungi; Glomeromycota; Glomeromycetes; Paraglomerales; Paraglomeraceae
Source: the annotation of a GenBank genome assembly